UUCUUACUGCCUUCAGUGUCCGCUUACUUCGCGUAACUUGUUGAUGCAAAUCCACAUUUUGAAAGUAAAAUGCCACAUUGUUGUCCAAAAGAUGUGGUAGAAAAAAAGAGGAGCAAUAUCUUUAGUCAGAGACAUCCAGGGUCCCUGCUUUUGGAUCUGCAGCAGCUUGGUCCAAAACAAUCUUGAAAAAAACUUCUUCUUUUUUUGCCUUAAAACCUAAAAAAUAUGAAUAUAAAAAAAUGCCCCCGCCCAAAACAACAUUUAAAGUAUUGAAAAAUAAAAUGUAUAUCACAAAAAUACGAAUUUGUCAUUAAAAGUUAAAGUUGCAGGUGAACAUGCUCAGUGUCUCCCUGCAGACUGAGAAGAAGUGAGUUGGUUCUGUCAGGUUCUGCGCUGUUCCUUAAAGGGGAGAGGUCACGUUCAUGCCACGCAUCAACUCAAAAAAAAAACAAAAAAACGUCUUAAUGCUGAAAAGUCGCUUUCCCACUUGUUUUGUUUGUUUCUGCUACAAGAUCGACAUAAUCACUUGGUCACGAUGCAUGCAGCCUCACUUGCCAGACACUGAGAAAUGUGACUUUUUCUGCUUUGCUCCUGCAUAACUCCAUCAAAGUACAGAAUGCAAGACCAUGCAGGCUCACUUUUGUUGCGAUGCAGUGGGAGGUGGUUCAGGUGGGGGAUGGAGGGGAGCAAAGGGGGGUGUGGGGGUCUCCCGUCAAGCCUCACUUCCUUUCAAGCAGAACCUGCAGCACGAGCUCCACCUUCCUGAGGAGACACUGCGCCGUUUGUUAGUCACGUGCACGCCGAAUCGUCACUUUGGACUCGGAACCACUUUUUCUGGUCCAGUCCAAGUCUUUCUUUUGCCGGAUUUAUGUGGAGGCAUCUGUCCUCCCACUCUCUCUCUCCCUCUCUCUCUUCCUCCUCCUCCUCUCUCCCCUCCCGCGCCUCUCUCUCCUGCUGCUCUCAGGUGGAUCCACUCGCUCCUGCUCCGCUCCUCCAGCCGCGGGAGAGUGCUGAAGAUGCGGCGAGCAGGUUUCAGCACCACGGACAGCUGCCGGCUUCUGCUGCUGAUGGGUGUGCUGGUUCUGGCCGAGCAGGAAGGUGAGAACCUGUCCGGUCUGUCCACCAAUCCGGACCAAGGCAUCUUCGCCGUCCGGGAGAAUGGAACCACGUGUCUGAUGGUGGAGUUUGCGGUCAAAUUCCUGGUGCCGUACGACGUGCUCGCCCUCAACCGGAUCGACCUGAUCACAGAGCAGGCGUCCUUCACAUUGCCUCGCGGGGCUCAGAUUGAUGGCAAGUGUGGCAGCACUGAGUCAGAAAUCAACAUCAGCUGGAAGAACAAUUCUUACACACUAUGUAUAUUUUUCUCCAAGGACAUCCGUGAUCGAGGCGAAGUGUGGAAGAUCAACAAGGUUCAGUUUGCCUACGACACGUCAGAAACAACACACUUCAUCAAUGCUUACAACCCUGGAAAAUACACGGCCAACACACAUCGCCUGUCAGCCUUGGUGACCCCCGCCGGGCACUCCUACGUGUGCACAGCGCAGCAGACCCUCACCCUCAUCAGCAGUGACCACCAGAAGGGCGUCACAGUUGCCAUGUAUGACAUCCAGAUUCAGCCUUUCGACAUGACCUCAGACUUUGUCUUCAGCGAGCCCUACAAGUGCAUCACGGACCAGCGGGAGCGCUUGGAGGAGACCCUGCCGCUGAUCUUGGGCCUGGUCUUGGCGCUCAUCAUCGUCAUAACGCUCACCGUGUACCACUUCCACCUCAAGUUGACCGCAGCCAGCCAGCCCCAGCUGCCCCGCGACCGCUCCAUGUACAAAAACAUGUGAGAGACUUCCUACCUGUGGACAAUUCCAGCGUCCUCCAACGCGGACAUGGACGUUUAACACUUUGGGGGCUUGCAUGGAUGUAGUUGACCCUCCAAACAACCCCGCUCUGUGUCUUUAAGCAUCACCAUCGCCAUGACUACGCCCACUCUGACCAAUUUCUCGUUUGCCGUCUUUUUCUCUGUCAAGUCACUGCUCAAACCCACGCUCCCUAACCUCUGACCUAUCCAUGUUUGUUGCUGUGCGUCGCCUUCAUAGUGGACGUCUUGUCGCGCGUGAAGUCUUGUCCUACCUUUUCACUAUUUGCUUCCGCCGCAUGUGUUAAACCUGUCUAAACUAAAGGAAGAAAGCCUGAAUUUGUCAUUUCAAAGAAAAAAGGUCAAAUAUUUUUGCGAGAAACAAAAGUCUAUGCAUAAAAAAAUAAAACCUUCUACUGAA
This is a messenger RNA of Nerophis ophidion (straightnose pipefish), 2267 nucleotides long. RefSeq names its product lysosomal associated membrane protein family member 5 (gene lamp5). The transcript is spliced from 6 exons. The record is from RefSeq and is a predicted model, not a curated record. The coding region runs from base 627 to 1832 and encodes 401 amino acids. Lineage: Eukaryota; Metazoa; Chordata; Actinopteri; Syngnathiformes; Syngnathidae. Gene Ontology annotation, cellular component: membrane.